CGGCGGCGUGAGGGGAGGAUGCCGCUGCCUGUCCAGGUCUUUAACCUGCAGGGUGCAGUGGAGCCCAUGCAGAUUGACGUAGAUCCACAAGAAGAUCAGCAAAAUUCACCUGAUAUCAACUAUGUGGUGGAGAACCCCACGCUGGAUUUGGAGCAGUAUGCGUCCAGCUACAGUGGGCUGAUGCGAAUCGAGCGGCUGCAGUUCAUUGCUGAUCACUGCCCACAGCUUCGGGUGGAAGCUCUCAAGAUGGCUCUGUCAUUUGUCCAGAGAACUUUCAAUGUUGAUGUGUAUGAAGAAAUCCACAGAAAGUUGUCUGAGGCCACGAGAGAAAUACAAAAUACACCUGAUGCUGUCCCUGAUAGUGGAAUUGAACCCCCUCCUCUUGACACAGCUUGGGUUGAAGCUACACGCAAAAAAGCUCUUCUUAAACUGGAGAAACUCGAUACAGAUCUGAAAAAUUACAAAGGGAACUCCAUCAAGGAGAGUAUCAGGAGAGGCCAUGAUGAUUUAGGUGAUCAUUACCUGGACUGUGGAGACCUCAGCAAUGCUCUCAAGUGUUACUCACGAGCCCGUGAUUACUGCACCAGUGCUAAACAUGUCAUCAACAUGUGUCUCAAUGUUAUCAAGGUCAGUGUCUACCUCCAGAACUGGUCUCAUGUUCUGAGCUAUGUAAGCAAGGCUGAGUCUACACCAGAAAUUGCAGAACAAAGAGGAGAAAGAGAUAGCCAGACACAAGCAAUUCUCACCAAACUGAAAUGUGCAGCAGGCCUGGCUGAACUAGCUGCCCGGAAGUACAAACAGGCAGCAAAGUGCUUCUUGUUGGCAUCAUUUGAUCACUGUGAUUUCCCUGAGCUGUUAUCUCCCAGCAAUGUGGCUGUGUAUGGUGGGCUCUGUGCCCUUGCUACAUUUGACCGUCAGGAACUGCAACGAAAUGUUAUCUCUAGUAGCUCCUUCAAAUUGUUUUUGGAGCUGGAGCCACAGGUUCGUGACAUCAUCUUCAAGUUUUAUGAAUCUAAAUAUGCUUCAUGCCUGAAGAUGCUGGAUGAGAUGAAGGACAACCUGCUGCUAGAUAUGUACCUUGCUCCUCAUGUCAGGACACUGUAUACCCAGAUUCGAAAUCGUGCUCUUAUCCAGUACUUCAGCCCCUAUGUGUCAGCAGACAUGCGCAAGAUGGCCACUGCUUUUAACACCACUGUGGCUGCUCUGGAAGAUGAACUCACUCAGCUGAUCUUGGAGGGACUGAUCAAUGCCAGAAUAGACUCUCACAGUAAGAUUCUGUAUGCUCGAGAUGUAGAUCAGCGCAGCACAACUUUCGAGAAGUCUCUGCUAAUGGGCAAAGAGUUUCAGCGCCGUGCCAAAGCAAUGAUCCUGCGAGCCGCAGUCCUGCGCAACCAGAUACAUGUCAAGGCAUCACACAUCCUUCAGCAGCCACAAGGAGCCCACAAGGUGGCACUAGCAGUUUCCAGCUCUGGCUGUGGCCCGGGGCCGUUCUGUAGCGUUCGCAGUGCUGGUAAGUUUUCGUCCCCCCAGAGGAAAGUGUUUGCAGCCUCUCUGGGAGUGAUCGAGCAUCUCAAUCGAUCAUUGGCGUCGUGGAUGCUUUGUGCAGUUACCGGCAUGUAACUCUGUCCUUUAGCCUGUGAAAGAAGCUGCUCUUGCUUCAGGAUCUUGUAGAUGGGAGUAAGGGCUGUUGAAGCAUGUUUCUUCUAGGCACUGUCCAACAUCUGCCUCAAUCCUAACUGCCUGCCAGUCCCAAACCCCACAAAAUACAAUACAGUAUGGAUAUUGUUCUAGGUAAAUUGCACUCAUAAGUGGUUUUCCCCAGUAAAUUACUCUUACCUUAAAUUUCUAUGUAAUUUCCCAAGUAAUAAAUGGGAAAAUAGUGACCCACAUAGAAAGAAUUUUCAGUAAUUCUCUGUAACCACUAAGGUCAUUCAGUAGAUGUUUGUGGAAUGUGUGGUAUGUCUAAGAUAUGAUCAGAGGGGCUCAUUAGUAUGGAUUUAAUCAACUUGUGCAGCACUUUUUUGUUAAGGAAAUGCCAGUGGUAGGCCAUGACAGGUUCCUCAUGCAGUGUAAAUCCUGCUUUCUUCAUAUGACCUUGCUAGGAAUAAAGUAAAAAUAGUUGGAAAGAACCUUGUUCUUUUGGCAAAGGCAGUUUUAAUUAGCAGAAUCCCUCUUAGUGGUAAUGUAGAAGCUUUCAUUGUGAGAUUUGUGUUAGUUUGGGGUAAUUGGUUAAUUAUCUGCCCAAAACUUGUCCAGCACAGUGGUCUGUGUUGCCAAGUAUUGCAGGGGGAGGUUUGUUAGAGGUGAUUAUGGACUAUGGCUGGUAUAGCAUCAUCUGUGAUCUGCUUUUGGCUGAAAGGCAUCAGUGGGUGAGGGAGAAAAUAACAGAACUGAGUCUUUGCCCCAGGCUAUGUGAGUAUGAUCUGUACAUCUCUCCUGGGACUCUGCAGCAAUGGUCUCACCAUUGUUCCAUUCUCUGGAUAGCUUCCAAAACUGACACUGAGUAAGGUAUUAUUUCUGAUAUGUGCAAUGUAAUAUAAACUUCCAGAAAAAAAAAAAAUAGAGGAAACUUUAAUCUGAUGAAAAUCCAUCGUGUAUUGGUAGAAAAUGCUUGUCAAACACAGAUUCAUAUUUUUUUUUAAAGUCUCAGCCAACUUAAUUUGACUAUUUGAGAUCCUUCUGCCAUCUUCAUUACUCUUUAUGAAGCAGAUAGCAGUAGGACAGCAGUGUGCUGCAAAGGACAGUGCUUUAGGUAUUUUUAUACCACCUGCUUGUGACACGUGAGGCUGAGACAAGUCAGUGGUUCGUUUCUCUGGUAUUCCAUCAGUCGUGAAUUUGCAGUAGGAUGAAAAACACCCAACUAGUGUGGAACUGACUUCUGCUUCCUCUGAUGUGGUUAGGGAAUAGGGAAAGGAUUACUGUCUGCUUAGCAAAUGAGCUUCGUACUUUAAAACUAAUCUUAUUUUGGCUUCUGUGUUAUGGAUCUCUGAACUCCAUUCAACAUUUCAUAGGGUUGCUGUGUACCUUUAUCUUUCAUAGGAUAACUUGAUCAGGCUAUAAAUUAGAGAACAGAGCCUGGCUAAAAGGGCACGUCAAACUCUUAGAGAAAAUAUACAAGAUUCAGUAAUUGGAAGCUUGGAAAAUUCAUAAUGCAGUUAAGUCUCUUGACAGCAAAGAAAUAAUUCAAGCUUAGGCUUUCGUAGAGUUAUUAAAGCUGCAGACUGAAGGGCAGCUGCAUUAGCAAGAGUUGGUCUAAUUCAAACAAGAACUCAAGUGGCAGGACCUGAAAAAUCUGGCUUAGGUGGUAAAUCAGGCUGGGUAUUCUUUUUGUCCCUGACUUUACAGGUACUACUGUUUCAGUUCUCUAGGCCUUCAGCUCUGACUAUUGUACUACCCGUGCCUGUAGUUGAUAGAACUGUGAACCCUCUGUGAACCCAUGUGUCCAUAAAUACAUGCUGAAAUCUCGGAGUUUCAGUCUUUGUUUUGAUGCAACUUUUGUCUUUAAAUUUUUUUGAAAAAUGAUUUCUUUCUCAUAUCUCAUUUUAUAACCUGUUUCUCAAAUAAAGGCAAUUGGCUUUCUUUUUUUUGUCAGGUGAAGUACCCCAGCUUUUUCUUGUGUGCCACUGAAAAUAAUUUAGA
Molecule: messenger RNA, 3639 nt
Organism: Cinclus cinclus
Lineage: Eukaryota; Metazoa; Chordata; Aves; Passeriformes; Cinclidae
Gene: GPS1
Product: G protein pathway suppressor 1
Exons: 14
Coding region: 19-1620 (533 amino acids)
Cellular component (GO): COP9 signalosome
Source: RefSeq, a predicted model, not a curated record